AUAAAUGUAAAUUAGGCUACUAUUGAAAAAAAUCUUCAAAGUAGAUUAUGGCACCAGUAUGGCAAUUUAUUUAAAAAAUGCGUAAGUUUUAUUUUACAUUUUGAAGCGACUUGUUUAAACAAGGCACUAAUAUGCAAGGCUUUUUUAAAAGUGAAACUUCUCUGUGUCGCGGUCUGAAUGAGGUUGGUUGAGCGCUGUCCACGAGCUGUGGUGCUGAAUUGAUACCAUUUUCCCAGUGGAGUGCUGUUAAAAGCCACGCUUUACAUUAACACAUACACCCAAACAAAAUUAAUUUCCCAUAAUGAUGUCUGUCUGAAAGACCACGGUGUUUUUUAUUCAUCUGGAAUAAUGUUUCAGACACUGAAAACGGAAUGAUGCGCUCUUAGAGCAGCCGGAGCUGGAUGUUGAGUCAGUCGGACCUGCGGACUCUCAGCUGAUUGGCUGAAGAUGGAUGACAUCAGUAAAGUCCGCUGCCUCAGACGCGCGCUAAACUCCUGGAAAGAGAUCAGAGCGUCUCGCGCAUCUGGCGGAUUGUAAAGCGACUCGAGCAAGAGAGAAACGUUUGCGCUUCCGCUCGAGGUGCGUUAGGUGAGCAGCCAGUCGCGAUGUUGAGUGUCUUCAUAAGCGACAGCCGCGUGUAUCAGAAGCGCAUGAUGAUGUGAAAAACAAAGUCUCAACAUGAGGACCUUUAAAUGAUCUUAAGGAAAAGAAAAACUUGAAGGAGAGAUAGAGGGAGGAUUCUUUCUGAUUUUGUUCUUCUGGCUGGCUGAGUAUUAUUAAAAUCAUGCAACAUGAAUGUAACUAACAGCACUGGAGCAGAGGGACUCGCGCCCUGGUACUUUAACGGCUCAUUGAGCAACGGGUCCAGUGAUGGCAACCUCAGCUGUGACAGCAGCAGUGCUAAUGGCUCAUGUCCAGCGUCUGAGACAGAUGCCAAUAGCCCGUAUAAGACGUUGGAGAUGGUAUUCAUUGCACUGGUUACAGGAUCCCUCAGUUUUGUCACCGUUGUGGGCAACAUCCUUGUCAUGCUUUCAAUUAAGGUCAAUCGGCACCUGCAGACCGUCAACAACUACUUCCUGUUCAGCCUGGCAUGUGCGGAUCUCAUUAUUGGCGCUUUCUCCAUGAACCUUUACACCGUCUACAUCAUCAGAGGUUAUUGGCCGCUCGGUCCCGUAGUGUGCGACCUAUGGCUAGCGUUGGAUUACGUGGUCAGCAACGCCUCUGUAAUGAACCUGCUAAUCAUCAGCUUCGACCGUUACUUCUGUGUGACCAAACCCCUUAGUUAUCCCACACGCCGAACCACCAAGAUGGCAGGGCUUAUGAUCGCUUCCGCCUGGAUCCUGUCGUUUAUCCUCUGGGCUCCUGCUAUCCUGUUCUGGCAGUUCAUUGUCGGAGAACGGACUGUGGAACCAGGCGAAUGCUACAUCCAGUUCCUUUCCAACCCCGCGGUCACUUUCGGCACAGCUAUCGCUGCUUUCUACCUGCCGGUGGUCAUCAUGACGGUGCUGUACGUGCACAUCUCUUUGGCCAGUCGCAGCCGUGUGUCCAAGCAGAAGCCCGAAGCCAAAAAGGAGAAGAAAGCGCAAAAGUCGAGCGGUCUGCUCAAGAGUCACAUCUUAAAGCAGAACAACAACAACCAGUCUCCUCCCAAGCCCAGCUUGGAUACAUGUUCAACCGUAGACACCAUGAAGAACGGAAAACUAGACGAGUCUGUGAUAUCUACAAAGGCCGACUCCUGCGUGCAGCCCGAGGAGAAAGAGAGCUCCAAUGACUCCAGCACUGCCAGCAUAGCACCUAAAGAGCCCAAAGAGAGGGCUAACAGCGAGGCUAUAUCAGAGGCUGGUCUGACACCUGCACCGGCACCUGUGCCUAAAGCCAACCCUCAGUCAAGAUGGUCCAAGAUCAAGAUCGUCACCAAGCAGGCAGGAGAUGAGUGCAUCACAGCCAUCGAGAUCGUCCCACCGAACAGUUCUGGCGAGAGACGGUCCAUCCCUGUGAGCCGUCCCCGUACGGUAGCGCGGAAGUUCGCUAGCAUCGCCCGCAGCCAGGUGAAGAGGAAAAGGCAGAUGGCGGCGCGAGAGAAGAAAGUGACAAAGACGAUCUUUGCCAUUUUGCUGGCCUUUAUUAUAACGUGGACGCCGUACAAUGUGAUGGUCUUAAUCAGCACAUUCUGCCAGUCUUGUGUUCCAGACACGGUCUGGGCCAUUGGCUAUUGGCUCUGUUAUGUCAAUAGUACCAUCAACCCUGCUUGCUAUGCACUUUGUAAUGCCACCUUCAAAAAGACAUUCAAAAACCUUCUGAUGUGCCAGUAUAAGAACAUUGGUACCAGAUGAGCUGAGAGCAGAUGCCAGCAGUGUCAUAAUAUGGAUGUGGAGGCUGUUCUGGUCCUUAUAGUAUCUUUGGAAGGUACUGUGCAGCACAUUGUGUGGCUUUAUCAUCUAAUAAUGCUAAACAAUGUGCUGCACAAAACCCAAACUACCGCAUAAUGUAUUGAGGAAUAAGUGUUUACAAGAUGGAGAUUAUGGAGUUGAAGCUGAGAUCAUAAAACAAUGUUGUGUUAAAUAUUUUUGAAAUAUUGGACCGUUGGAACUGGCUGUAAUGUAAAGAUGUCCGGAUCAGUAUUACAUAUGUUAGAGAGCCAAUCCCAGGAAAGUGCAGUGAGGAUUAAAGAGUAAAUACUUAAAAGAGACUAUAGAUUUGAUUAUUUAUUUAUUUAUUCUUGAUCUCUCCACUAUAGCACAAAUGCAGUCUAGUAAGUAUUAAUAUUUUCUGACACAGAGUUGUGUAGGAGGAUUAUGAUCUCUGAAAUGAUCAUGUAGAGGAGAAUAUCAAACCUCACAGUUGUGAUUAAGUAAAUAUCACAGCUGAAAGACAUGAAAUAUGAAGUAUCUUCCAGUUUAUCUGUCCCUAAAAGCACUGAGCUCUUGAGUGAGUUAACAUUUCAUAGAUCUGCACUUUCCAUAUAAAAUGCAAAAUAAUGAAACUCUGAAAGACUGAAGUUGCUUGCUGACCAUAACAGCUGUUUACAUUCAUGUCUUGGAGAAGUCUUCAUUAUCCUCUUAUCGGGAUCUUCUUGAGGUUUUGGAAUAGGUGAAAUGCCAAAAGAUCCUCCUUAAUGGAUUAGGAUAUGCAUUAUGGACUUGAUAGGUUGAGGCACUAUACUGAGCUAUGAGGGGGUUGACCUUACAGACGUGUGUAAAUAUGUUUAGUUUACAGUAUGAGUAUAUGCUCUUGAAAGUAUUUUUUCUUCCCUGCAUUGAAUGUCUUGAUGUUUGUGUUCCUCUUGUAUUUACUUGGUGAUCUACAUGUGAAUUUUACAAAUUAAAUAUUUAAAUGUAUUGCUGUCUGUAUGCAAAACUGUUGAAAUCAUUUAUAAAUUGUGAUAUAGUUGGAAAAACUAGGAGAUAACUUGUACAUUUAUUUAAAGUAUUUAUAAGAUGAUCAAUUUGAGGAACACAUCGAACUGUCAAGAAAUGCUGUAUGAGAAAUGCAAAAUUGGUUUUAUAUAUUUACACAAACACUUUCUGCAUAUAUUCUCUUCAUAUUAUUAUUUUUAUUUGCUCAUGGUGCAAUACAGUUAAGUUUUGCUUGUUUUUAUUAUACAGUUUGUAAUUGAUGAAACGGGACUAUUCAAAGUCAUGAAGGAAUUUUUGUCUCAGACUGAUUCGACAGAUUUGUAUUGCUCAGAAUAAGCAAAAUGUUUCAGAAACUUGUUUAGGGCUUGUUACCAAUACGCUGUUUCAGCAACUACAGACUGUACUUGAAAGCAUUAAACCAAAGAGGUUGUGGUGCUGUGAUUUGUUAUUAAGCCUGGUCAGGUCGUGAGAAUAUUCAUUCAUCAAGAAAAGAUCAUUAGCAUCAUUUUAAAGCGCACACUUGCUUUUCUUCAUGUUACUACCUCAUUAUCAAAUUUUCAUUCAUAAUGCUUGCAUUGCCAAUCCAGAGUGUUAAAAACAGAUUAAGUGAUGAUUAUUUCAUUGCAAAAGAAUCUAAUAACAGAUUUCUAUUUUGCAAUGCUAUAACCAGUUGCUUCUAGUCUUUAUCUGAGAUGAAAUGUUGACUGUUGUACGGAAAAAAAUUAUUCAUUCAAUUUACUUAAUUUUUUAAGGUAAGUGGUUGCAAUCAAUUUAUUUAAGCUGCAUUUAAACAAAAAAAUAAGAAAAAUUAAACUUUUUUUUUGUUUAAAUGUGGCUUACAUAAAUUAAUUUGCAACCACUUACUUUAAAAAUUGAGUAAAUUGAAUGAGUCAUUUUUUCAGUGUAGUUCCCAGUCUAUAUCAGAGUCAAUGCCUGUCCAGUAAAAUUCAAUGAACUUAAGCAAUGGAAAUGUAUUCGCAGAGCUUUAUGAAAUCUUUUGUGAUCAUCCUAAAGCAAUUAAAUCAUCAAUCUGAUCUUUAUAAACCCUUUGUAAAUCUGAAAAAGAAAAUAUUUGUUAUUGAUGUUUGCUAGUUGACAAAAAUGAUAUACAGUACUGUGCAAAAGUCUUCGCUAAACACCAAAUUCUGUAUUUUUUUGUAUCUUUAUAAGAAUACAACCAGAAAACUGUUUAAAGCUUUUAUAACCGGUUAUAUAUAAGUGGCAUUUGCACUUGAUCAAUAGCAGAACACUGCAGGCUCUUUUUAUUCUAAUCUAAUGACUUCAUGACUGCUAAGGGUGGUCACAGUAAAUUAAAACCCAAGCACAUAUUUCUGUUUUUUUUUCUGUUUGUAUCUUAAUAAAAAAUAAAUAUGGAUGAUCAUUAAAACUUUAAUAAAAUAACAAAGCUGGUGGUAGCUUUUGCACAGCACUGUAUUUCCUGGUCUUUUUUAAUAAACGGGCUAAAAUUCCAUUUGAAAUGUCUACAAAAUGUUGAUUAUACGGGGAUUCAUGAACAGAUCCCCUAUACUCAAGGUCAGUACUAGCUGAAUGGCAAAAUAAACUCUUGAUACCCCACUGAAGCUGAUAGAAUGAAUAUACUGUAAUUAUGAACGUCUCUACCACUGCCCUUAAAGAACCAAUGUACAUACAAGUGUAUGGUUCUUUUUUUCUAUUGCAUCAAACUUAAUAAAGAUCUUGAGCUCACUGA
Molecule: messenger RNA, 5064 nt
Organism: Paramisgurnus dabryanus
Lineage: Eukaryota; Metazoa; Chordata; Actinopteri; Cypriniformes; Cobitidae
Gene: chrm4a
Product: cholinergic receptor, muscarinic 4a
Biological process (GO): chemical synaptic transmission; adenylate cyclase-inhibiting G protein-coupled acetylcholine receptor signaling pathway; regulation of locomotion
Cellular component (GO): synapse; dendrite; plasma membrane
Molecular function (GO): G protein-coupled serotonin receptor activity; G protein-coupled acetylcholine receptor activity
Source: RefSeq, a predicted model, not a curated record